AUGGUUCGAAUCACCGAACAACUGCUUCGAAAACGAUCCGAACACAACGAGCUCAUUAUCGGUACACUGGAAGAACUUUCGCUGCACCAAGAGGACAUCGAACGUAUCGAACACAUUGGAAACUGGUGCCGGGAGUUGAAGAUACUCUUGCUGCAAUCGAAUCUAAUCCCCCGUCUGGAGAACCUCCACCGACUGAAGAAGCUCGAGUACCUCAAUGUGGCUCUCAACAACAUCGAGCGGAUCGAAAACCUGGAACCGCUCGAGUCCCUCCGGAAACUCGACCUAACGCUCAACUUCAUCGGCGAGCUAACGGGUGUGGAAAGUUUGCGUGGGAACUACAACCUACGGGAGUUAUUCCUCACUGGGAACCCUUGCACGGACUAUCCUGGCUACCGGGAAUACGUCAUAACGGUUCUUCCGCAGCUGGAACACCUCGAUGGGAAGGAAGUAACGCGUAGCGAGCGACUACGGGCGGCCAAAGACUUCCGGUUGCUGCGGGAAAGAAUCGUUCAGCACGAGGCACAACAGAAGAUCGAUCGGGAUGAGCAAAAGGUUCGUGUGCGCCAGUGCUUGGAGGAGCAGGAGCAACAAAGGGACGCGUACGCCGACGAUGAGAAGCGGACGAGCGAAUUUUGGCAGCAAAAAAGUGACCACUGUCCGGAGACGCGCAUACAGAUGGCAAAGUUUUCUCGACGCGCCGGAAAAGAUCGACCCGGGGGAGGGUCGUGCAUGGAGAAGCCGGUUGAGAGGAAGCCUCGAAGAUUAUUUGCCGACUGUGGAAGACCCUAUAAUUUGAACGAGCCCCGGUUGGGCUUCGAGUUCCGGGAUGAACCGGAUCGGUACGAGUUGGACCUGCAUCUGUACCGGUUUCUCGAUACGUCCCUCGUCGAGGUCGAUGCACAACCGAACUAUGUUCGAGUAACGAUCAAGGGGAAAGUGUUCCAGCUCGCUCUCAGGCAGGAUAUUCAAACGGACAGUUCCAGUUGUCAGCGAUCGAUGACCACCGGGCACAUGCUGGUGGUGAUGCCGAAGCUCAAUCCGGAACGGAUCAUCGUUCCACUGGCGACGAACAGCAAAGCUACCGGAAAACAACCUCCAUCGGAAGGAUUGCGUGGAACCGUAAACAUCCGUGGCAUUUGUAGCGUUGAUGCGACGAAAGCUACGGAUCUUGAUGAAAUUCCAGACUUGAUUUGA
Molecule: messenger RNA, 1194 nt
Organism: Anopheles coustani
Lineage: Eukaryota; Metazoa; Arthropoda; Insecta; Diptera; Culicidae
Gene: tilB
Product: protein tilB
Exons: 2
Coding region: 1-1194 (397 amino acids)
Biological process (GO): outer dynein arm assembly
Cellular component (GO): cytoplasm
Molecular function (GO): protein binding
Source: RefSeq, a predicted model, not a curated record